ACACACACAGCACGGACCUUGGCUAACUCAACAAAUAAAGUUCAAAGCUUCAUCGGUGCAGCAGCUUUACCUUUAAGUCAAUGGGAUCCGUGACUUAUUUUUAACUAGCGACGUGGAGGUGAUUAAAGGCCAGCCACUAAUCGUUCAAUCUCUGUGUAUUGAAGCACGUAAAUUGCUGCGUGUCAGGAGGAGGAAAGAAAAAACACCAAAACACACACAAAAACACCAAUUUGAGCUAACGAAGACUGACUGAAUCGCGGCGGCCAGUGUGGUUUGGGGAAUCAGCAAGAAAAAUUGAAAGUAUAAAGUCAGGUUUUAUAUCCAUUUCGACCUAUUCGUCUUUCUUCCUCCACCCACACAGUCUUCUGCUCUUGUCCGUCGGUCUGUCUGUCUGUUUGUCUGUCUGUCUCUUGCUAUUCGUCCGUGAUAAAAACCUUGGAAAACGACAGGAAAUCAAGGAAAUGCGGAUGAAAUCAUGGGGAAAUAAACUGAUGUGGAGAUUUUUAAUACAUAGAAGACUGUAUUGAGUUUGUCCAUUUGCCGCUACGACACGCCACUGCACCCUGUGUGUGUCCUGACGUCUGAUGCGCUCACUCCACUACACUCCAGUCCACCGAACGAUCCAGUAAUACACAAGCCUUCCCAGCACUCCGGAAAAGCAAAGACUCAUCCCCCACCCACUCCAGCCCACUCCAGGCCUCCUACACGCCCACCCAGACCUAUUACGCCCACUCCAUCCACCAGACUGGGGCGGAACGGAGUCAUGCUUUGGGCGUGGCUGUGGGCGUGGGGCGUCUUUGCCACCUUGACACUUCUGCCGCCCACAUGCGGGGACCCGAGACCACUGCCGCAGAGAGGCGGCGAGGGCAUCUUGGAGCGCGCCCCACCCUCCAGGCCGGCGCCCAUGUGGGACCAGCCGCGCCUCAAACCCUACUUUGAGAACACGACCAACACACGGGUGGUGGGCGCCGCAGGAAGGACUGCCUACCUGCACUGCCGCGUGGGUCACCUCGGGGACAGGGCGGUAACAUGGAUCAGGCGCAAAGGGGCCCAUGUGCUGACAGUGGGACUCUUUACCUACACCACGGACAGCCGCUUCACCGCCGUGCACUCAGAGGGAACCAACGACUGGACUCUACGCAUUGACUCUGCUAAGCGCGCUGAUUCCGGGGUGUACGAGUGCCAAGUGUCCACAGAUCCCAAGAUGUCCCGCCCCUUCCAUCUGCAGGUCGUUGAGGCGGCAGCACAGGUGGAGGGCCCUCGUGAGCUGCACAUGGUGAGCGGCAGUAACAUCAACCUGACGUGCAAGGUGACAGGAAGCCCAGAGCCCCCGCAGUACAUCUAUUGGUACCGCGGCUCCACACUGGUCAACUACAGCUCGAGGGGCGGCAUCAGCGUGGUUACUGAUAAGCUUUCCAGGACCUCGCGCCUCAUCCUCACGCGCGCCACCACAGCGGACUCCGGGAAUUACACCUGCGUGCCGGCUAAUGCUGAGUCCGCCUCCGUCAGUGUGUAUAUUCUGACAGGAGAGCAGCCCGCCGCCAUGCAAGGAGGGGAAAGUGCCGGAGUUCACUGUCCCGCCCGCCUCACACAGCUGCUCCUCGCGGUGACAGUAGCCAACGUGCACCACCUGGCCGGGAGAUAGUGAAGUGAUCCUCAGCGCUCCCUGCAGCCUUCCCUCUCCCCCUCCUGUGCAUCUCCUGUGUGUUUCUAAGUGUGCUCUAAUCCUAAGGUUCUCUGGUGCUGUGGCUGUGUGACUCCUGAGGCUCUGUGUGUGUGUGUGUGUGUGUGUGUGUGUGUGUGUGUGUGUGUGUGUGUGUGUGUGUGUGUGU
Portunus trituberculatus (swimming crab) is the source of this 1832-nucleotide messenger RNA. RefSeq names its product hemicentin-1-like. The record is from RefSeq and is a predicted model, not a curated record. NCBI's taxonomy places the organism in Eukaryota, Metazoa, Arthropoda, Malacostraca, Decapoda, Portunidae. The transcript has 5 exons. Gene Ontology annotation, cellular component: neuron projection membrane. The coding region runs from base 764 to 1645 and encodes 293 amino acids. Gene Ontology annotation, biological process: synapse organization.